AUGGCUGCACUUCUCUCACUCCAGUCGUCAUUUGGUACACGCAUUUUACCAGUAGUUGUAGAUCAGUUCAUUCUCCUUCAUCCCACUCCGCUCCAGCAAGCGUGCCUUCCCCACCUAUCAGCAGCUUCUACAACCAGUAUCUGCACGCAGCCCUCCUUCCUGCCUUCCCCACCAUCCGUGGGUGACCGCUUCUCCUCCAAAUUUCACGCGAAAGACAUACGUGAACGUCAGCACAGCAGACUCCAGUUUCGUUAUAUUCAGGCGUCCCUCGACACCAGCAUUGGAGUCAUGGGCAACAACUCUACGAUUAUCUGCUUGGGAAAAGUUUCGUCUCCAGUAAAUGCAAACUUCCCUGCGGUGUUCGAGUAUGAUCAGUAUGAUCUCACCCACUCACGCAACAUCUCCCCUACACCUCGCCAUCUACCCCUGGCACUAUCCCAUUCAACGUCAUAUUUUCCACGCGAGCAAGACCCUUGGCUGAUUUGGGGACGAUGCCAGAUUUCCGUUAGAAUUGCACUCUCUGUCUGCAUUAACCCCUUACUUACAUUCUGGCCUAGGCUGCUCUUGCUUUCAGUUACGCCCUCGGUCUACUUCCUUAUACCGUCUUCAAUCCCACCCACCAUCCACCGUGCCACAUUCAACUGCCUCUUGCAGAGGGCCACACCCCCAUCUGCUGUACUCUCCUUCAAAAGCUCCUCGAACCGAGUAUCCGUGCACGAUUGUUGGCCAAGUCAAAAUGCAUCCUCAGCCCGUUGGGCCGGACCAGCCAGCUUCCUCUCUCACCGCGGUCGCACCACCGUGCACCACGAACGUUCCAGCGUCAGUUUCACGUCCAUUGGUACCAACAUACCGUUUACGCGCAUGUCUUGGAUUCCUUUCUUCGCAUUCUCACUCCGCGCUGCGACCACGACUCACUUCCUUCAAGGCGCCCUCGAUCAUGCAGAAGUUCCCCCAUUGCUUUAUUUGCGGAACUGUGAUAGAACACUGCUGAAGAGGAAACGCUGGUAUCGGGUCGGCCGAGGAGAAGCACGACGGGAACAGGUACCGGGCUUCUCAGACGAUACUGAGAAACAUCCAGCAAGCGUUUCAGGAAUAUCCCAGUCUCUGCACGCUUUUGGGCUACCUGGACUUUGGCAAUUUCUGCUGCUAUCGUCUUCGUUGCAAUUGUCACUCGAAGUCCGCAAUCUCCACCGGCGUCUAACACUAUGGGAACUGCAUAAUGCCUGCCGUGUUUUCUCUUGCUGGACUUCAACCACGAGCGCACCACCACACUCCCAUCUCAUUGUUCUUGCUGGAUCACGGACUCAGCACGAGCACGCGGGAUUUUUGCAUGUAAUAUCGGUUACCCUCGAAACGGAGACUUUAUCCACGCUGGAGAAAUACAGCCCGACCCCGAAAACGCUGAGGCAGCCCUCCUCCCAGCCCUCAAAAGCAGGUUCAAAAGUCGCAUACCACUACUAUUCCUUCACCAGAAGCCGGAGGCUCAGGCCAGAGCGAAGCUUUCGAACUGUUUCUAUCGCUCUGUACGGUCUAGUCGAACUCACACAAGAACUCGAGCACGAAAUCCACGUACACGUCCUCCCCUCUCUCCAAUCAUUGAAAAGCUCAUCGGUUGCCCCACUCAAGCUCAGCGCGCUGCAUACUGCAUCCACUACACAUGCACCUUCUGCACCUCCCGAUCACACGCAAGCACCGUGA
This is a messenger RNA of Suillus clintonianus, 1698 nucleotides long. RefSeq lists its product as uncharacterized. The record is from RefSeq and is a predicted model, not a curated record. The coding region runs from base 1 to 1698 and encodes 565 amino acids. The transcript has 7 exons. NCBI's taxonomy places the organism in Eukaryota, Fungi, Basidiomycota, Agaricomycetes, Boletales, Suillaceae.